This is a messenger RNA of Lindgomyces ingoldianus, 1524 nucleotides long. Its product is annotated as glycoside hydrolase. Lineage: Eukaryota; Fungi; Ascomycota; Dothideomycetes; Pleosporales; Lindgomycetaceae. The coding region runs from base 1 to 1524 and encodes 507 amino acids. Gene Ontology annotation, molecular function: alpha-L-arabinofuranosidase activity. Gene Ontology annotation, biological process: L-arabinose metabolic process; polysaccharide catabolic process. The transcript is spliced from 6 exons. The record is from RefSeq and is a predicted model, not a curated record.
AUGGCAACGUUCACCAGAAUAUCCGAUGACGAGGCUCCAUCCAUUGAAGUUCAUCCGUCGCAUAAGCUCUCCGAGAUCAACGACAACAUAUAUGGAGGAUUCACAGAGCACAUGGGCCGCUGCAUCUACGGUGGUAUAUAUGACCCAGGAAACCCUUUGUCCGAUGAGCAUGGGUACCGGAAAGACGUUAUUGAAGCUCUCAAGGACUUGAAUGUCCCCGUGGUCAGGUAUCCGGGUGGGAACUUUGUUGCCACUUACCAUUGGCUAGAUGGCGUCGGCCCGAGGGAAAACAGACCAAAGAGACCUGAACUUGCCUGGAUUGGCGUCGAGACCAACGAAUUCGGCACAGAUGAAUUCCUAAAGUGGUGUGAGGUUGUCGGCACGGAACCGUACCUGUGCCUCAACUUUGGCACCGGAACUCUUGAUGAAGCCUUAGGAUGGCUUGAAUAUUGUAAUUCCAGUCAGGAUACAUAUUACGCAAACUUGCGUCGUCAGAAUGGACGUGAGGAACCAUACAAUGUCAAGUACUGGGCCCUCGGGAACGAAAUGUGGGGCCCGUGGCAAGUCGGCCAGAUGACGAAAGAAGACUACGCCAAACGCGCAUACCAAUGGGCAAAAGCUCUUAAGCUUCUCGACCCCUCUAUUACCCUCAUUCUCUGUGGUCAAGAUGGUCUCAGUAGCUGGGAUUACUACGUCCUCAAAGAGUGCAUAAAACAUGACAUUCAUGGGCUAGGCGGAGAUCGCACGAAAAGCCUCAUUGAUAUGCAUAGCAUACAUAUUUAUACGGCAGAUAAGGAUCAUCUACCAAAUGCUACCGCCCCUCGAGCAGCAGAACGUGCGAUUCAAAUGACAAGCUCCCUCAUCGAUCUAGCACGAAUCGAGAACGGCGUACCACACGGGGUGCCCCGCCAAACCAUCUGCUUUGAUGAAUGGAAUGUCUGGGACCCCGCUCGAGCUCCGGGAGAGCAAGGUGCAGAAGAGAAAUACACCCUCAGUGAUGCUCUUGCCGUCUCCGUUUGGCUUAAUGUUUUCAUUAGACAGUCUGCAGUUGUUGGUAUGGCGAACAUUGCACAAUCAGUGAACGUCAUCUCUCCUCUCAUGACCACCAAAGAGGGUUUGGUCAAGCAGACUACUUGGUGGCCUCUCCUUUUGUUCUCGAAGUACAUGCGUGGCCAUACCAUCGCUUUGAAUGUUCGGAGUAGUGAAUAUACCGGGGUUACGAAUCCUCCGUGGAUUAGGGGAACAAUCGAGACGCCGUAUCUGGACUGCAGUGCGACCUUGUCGAAUGAUGGCCGCGUAAACCUAGCGGUCGUGAAUAUUCACGAGGAGAAAGGGUUCGCGACAAAAAUUAACGGCCUCAAGGCUCAGAAAGUUGAGGUCUGGAAGGUUACAGGGCAAAGUGCUGACGCGGUGAAUACGUCUGGGUCGGAGACCGUUACGGCUGUUAAGGAAGAAGAGUGGGAUGGGAAGGGCAUGUUCACUUUUCCCAAGCUCUCGCUGACGCUAUUACGCUGGGAAAUUUGA